UUAAGUGUUCAUGCGUAAUCAUUCUAAAAAUAAUGGCUGAAGACCUAAGUGAGAUUUUCCAGAUCGAGUACGAUGCUAUUGUGCUAGGAACAGGCUUAAAGGAAAGUAUACUCUCAGGCCUACUAGGAUGUGAAGGAAAAAGAAUACUACAUUUGGAAACUAAAUCAUAUUAUGGUUCCGAGUGUGCUUCUAUCACACCGUUGCCAAUGUUGUACAGGUUAUUUGGUAAAAACAAAGCGCCAGAAGAAAAGGAUUUCGGAAAUUUUAAAGAUUAUAACGUUGAUUUAAUCCCAAAGUUUCUUAUGGGGGGCGGCAACCUCGUUAGAAUGUUAAUUCAAACCGGAGUCACCCGUUACCUUCAGUUUAAAAACGUUGAUGGCAGUUUUGUUUACAAAGGAGGAAAACUUUAUAAAGUUCCUGUUACUGGUGAAGAAGCUCUGAAAUCUUCCUUAAUGGGUAUUUUUGAGAAAAGACGUUUCGCCAAAUUUCUUUCUUGGAUUCAAAACUGGGAGGAGGACGAUAAGAAAACCUGGAAUAACUUAGACCCGGAGAAAACUACAAUGGAGGAGGUUUUUUCCCACUGGAAACUUGAUAAAAACACGCAAGACUUCAUAGGCCAUGCGGUAGCGCUGCACACCGAUGAUUCGUACCUUUACCGUAAGGGCUAUUCGGACUUUAUUCAAAGAGUCAAGUUGUACAGCAACUCACUUGCUCUGUACAAAACUUCGCCUUAUAUCUACCCGCUCUAUGGUCUAGGAGAUCUGCCUCAAGGGUUUUCGCGUUUGUCGGCCGUGUAUGGUGGUACCUUCAUACUGAGGCAACCAAUCGAGGAAGUGCACUAUGACGAGAACGGGACUGCCGUUGGCGUUAAAAUUAAUCAUAACGGGGAGAUUAAAGUGGCUCGAGGUAAGUGCGUGAUCGGAGAACCUGCUUACUUUUUGAAUAAGGUAGAAAAGGUUGGCCAAGUAGUCCGAUGCAUCUGUAUCCUUGAUGCGCCCAUCCCUCAAACGCAAAAUGCGCAGAGCUGCCAAAUUAUUAUUCCACAGAAUCAAGUGGGGAGGCAAAACGAUCUCUAUGUAAUGGUUAUCUCUUCCGCCCACUGCGUCUGUCCCGCCGGUCGAUACAUAGCCAUUGCGAGUACUACCGUUGAGACCGCCAACCCUCAUGGCGAGCUCGAGACAGCUCUAAGGCUGCUCGGUCCUAUCCGAGAGAAAUUCUACGCCGUAAAGGAUAUGCUGGUGCCAACAGACGACGGCAGUAAAUCGCGGUGUUUUAUCUCCUCCACGUACGAUGCCACUUCUCACUUUGAGUCCAUGUGUGAUGAUAUCUUAGACAUAUGGAGACGCAUGACUGGAAAAGAACUGGACUUAACCAAGCAAAUAAAUCCAAAUCAGGAAGACGACUAAAAAACGCAAAUAAAUUAACAUAGCUUUAUUAUGAUCUAAA
Zophobas morio is the source of this 1446-nucleotide messenger RNA. RefSeq names its product rab GDP dissociation inhibitor beta-like. Gene Ontology annotation, biological process: protein transport; small GTPase-mediated signal transduction; vesicle-mediated transport. Gene Ontology annotation, molecular function: Rab GDP-dissociation inhibitor activity. The record is from RefSeq and is a predicted model, not a curated record. The transcript is spliced from 12 exons. NCBI's taxonomy places the organism in Eukaryota, Metazoa, Arthropoda, Insecta, Coleoptera, Tenebrionidae. Gene Ontology annotation, cellular component: cytoplasm. Bases 33 to 1406 code for a protein of 457 amino acids.